Molecule: messenger RNA, 1119 nt
Organism: Aureobasidium namibiae CBS 147.97
Lineage: Eukaryota; Fungi; Ascomycota; Dothideomycetes; Dothideales; Saccotheciaceae
Product: nucleotide-diphospho-sugar transferase
Exons: 3
Coding region: 1-1119 (372 amino acids)
Molecular function (GO): glycosyltransferase activity
Source: RefSeq, a predicted model, not a curated record
AUGACUGGCCAUACAUUCGGUCAAGGGUCCUCUUUCGCAAUUGACGAUGCAGUGGUGUCUGACGGCGAGAAGGCACGACCGCAUGUGGACAAGAGCUUGGGUAUAGCGCAGAAACAGAGAGUGAUCACCUUGAAGGCACGACCUUCUCCAUACGCCUACGUUUUCUACGCCACUCAAGACACCUACGCCUGUUCCGUACUCGUAAACAUCCGCCAGCUCCAAGGCAUACACAAAACACCCCACCGCAUCUUCGUCCUGAUCACCAAAGAUAUCUCUGCCAACUAUGUCUCCGCACUCUCAUCCACCGGCGCAAUGUUAUCUCUGCAGAUCCCUCCACCACUAAGAGAGGGCACCGAAGGCGGUGUAUACUACAGAGACUGCCUCCUGAAACUUUUUGGAUUCAAAAUGCACCGCAUUGACCCCUCCCUUAAAAAAGUUAUCGUGCUGGAUUCCGACCAAUUGAUCCUUAAACCUCUUGAUCAUCUCUUCUACAUGGAUGCUCUCAAUGCCGAUCUAGCAGCACCAAGAGCCUACUGGAUAGACAAACAAACAUUUAGCACUGCGUUCAUGGUCAUCUCGCUGUCUGAUCGCACAUGGCGGAAAGUUGAAACGGCGUUGCAGAAUGUCAAGAUUGAUCAAUAUGACAUGGACAUAGCUAACGAGGUGUUUGGAGAUGAAGUGUUGAUGUUGACAGGGAGUUUCGUGGCACUGAACAGUCAUUGGGAAGAUUGGAAUCUCCCGCGUUGGUUUCAUGCACCUGAUGUUAUUGUUACUGAGCCAGUUCUACCGUCGAUAUCAACGAAAGCCGACGAUAAGUCAUUGGCUACAGACCACUCACACCCCUCGAGUGGUCGACUUCCCGAUACCAUUCCAGGCAUCAUCAAUGCUCCCAAAGACAAAAAGCAUGACCGACCGUUCACCCCAGACCGAGAUCCAACAAUCACCGAACACACCGACCUCAAAAGCCGCUACCUCUACAAUCAAUUAUUCGACCUCUACAAUCAAGUGUCCGUAUUGCAUUACACGGCCAUGACAAAGCCUUGGGGCACAAACGCGAUGAUGAUCGACCAAGGGCGACCAGACGCUCACCCGUUAUUGAGAGAGCAAUUCAUGGCUUAG